AUGAAAACGAAAACAGGAAUGUUUAUAAUUCAGCCGGAAUGUAUUCGUGAUUUCAUAUCGUGCGCAAAUUUGAAAAAUAUCAUCCCCCCCCUCCCCCCUCCCCCCCCCCCUCCCCCCUCCUCACUAGCGUCGUCCAGCGUCCUCAUCGAUUCCUACAAUAUUUUGCACUCUAACGCAAUACGCGUUGCGGAGUGGCAUUACGAAUUGAAACACGUUAUUCUGCGGCUGUGGUCAGUUGAGGGUGUGGGGCGGUUACGUCAGUCUGUUCUUUCUGUGUUCCUUUGUUGGUGUUUUUGUAUUUCCACAGUCUUGUCCGGAAAUCCGGGUAGCGGAACUUUGUACAUACAAUUUUUCUAA
Molecule: messenger RNA, 357 nt
Organism: Loa loa (African eye worm)
Lineage: Eukaryota; Metazoa; Nematoda; Chromadorea; Rhabditida; Onchocercidae
Exons: 1
Coding region: 1-357 (118 amino acids)
Source: RefSeq, a predicted model, not a curated record